Carlito syrichta (Philippine tarsier) is the source of this 559-nucleotide messenger RNA. RefSeq names its product FAU, ubiquitin like and ribosomal protein S30 fusion (gene FAU). The coding region runs from base 110 to 511 and encodes 133 amino acids. The record is from RefSeq and is a predicted model, not a curated record. NCBI's taxonomy places the organism in Eukaryota, Metazoa, Chordata, Mammalia, Primates, Tarsiidae. Gene Ontology annotation, molecular function: structural constituent of ribosome; protein binding. Gene Ontology annotation, biological process: translation. Gene Ontology annotation, cellular component: cytosolic small ribosomal subunit; ribosome. The transcript is spliced from 5 exons.
UUGACGUAGCACGCAGCCGGUAGUGUGAACGCGCGCGCCCUCGCUCCUUCCUCUUUCUCGACUCCAUCUUCGCCGUAGUGGCAGUCGGGGCCGCGGCUCAGUCGCCACCAUGCAGCUCUUCGUCCGCGCCCAGAAACUGCACACCCUCGAGGUGACCGGCCGGGAGACGGUAGCCCAGAUCAAGGCUCAGGUGGCCGCGCUGGAGGGUAUCGCCCCAGAAGAUCAGGUUGUGCUCCUGGAGGGCUCGCCGCUGGAGGAUGAGGCCACCCUGGGCCAGUGUGGGGUGGAGGCCCUGGCCACUCUGGAAGUAGCCGGCCGCAUGCUCGGAGGUAAAGUCCAUGGUUCCCUUGCUCGUGCUGGGAAAGUGAGAGGUCAGACUCCUAAGGUGGCCAAACAAGAGAAGAAGAAGAAGAAGACGGGCCGGGCCAAGCGGAGAAUGCAGUACAACCGGCGUUUUGUCAAUGUUGUGCCUACCUUUGGCAAGAAGAAGGGCCCCAAUGCCAACUCCUAAGUCCUUAGUGAUCCUGACUUUCUCCAAUAAAGCAAUUUAGCCCGGUCA